Drosophila obscura is the source of this 6382-nucleotide messenger RNA. RefSeq names its product integrator complex subunit 1 (gene IntS1). Lineage: Eukaryota; Metazoa; Arthropoda; Insecta; Diptera; Drosophilidae. Gene Ontology annotation, cellular component: integrator complex. Gene Ontology annotation, biological process: U2 snRNA 3'-end processing. The transcript is spliced from 3 exons. The coding region runs from base 57 to 6257 and encodes 2066 amino acids. The record is from RefSeq and is a predicted model, not a curated record.
ACCGUAUUCAAUCUGGCCACACCUCGAUGUAUUAUUCCUCACAAUAAAGUAAAAAAAUGGAUCGUGGAAAAGGUGGAUCGGGUAGAUCACAGAAAAAGGUGCCACUGGGUGGAGAACUGUUUGCCCUUGGUACAAAAAGCUGUCGAGAUGAUGCAAAAUCCAAAAUUAUCCCCAUUAAACCCAUAUCAUCAUCCGAAAGAAAGCGGGAAGCCUCGUCCGCCCUAGGAAAUCCAUCCAAACGAUUUCGAGGAAAUCUUAAAGAUUCUGGAGCGGACACCUCCACUGGCAGUAGUCAGUAUGAGACCUGGGAACAGUUUGCCGUCGAGUGCGACUUGGAAAAUAUCAUUGAAGCCAUAUAUGCGGCUCUGGAGCAAAACGACACUGAUUCCGUGGGCAGACUAGUAUGUGGAGUCAUAAAGCACACGACAUCAAAUGCGUCCAGAUCCAAAGUGGAUAAUAUUGGCAUUCUUGCCCUGAUAUACGUGGCGAAGCUGCAGCCGCAGGUCUUUUGCACAGAUAUCGUGGCUUGCGCGCUGCUGUCGUUUUUGCGGCGUGAAGCCAAUGUUAAGAUGCGGUACAACACCAAUCUGCACAUACUGUUUACGAACCUGCUGACCAGGGGAUUUGCGGACAUACCACAAUGGCCGGAGAUACUGCUGCGAACGUACAUCGACGACGCUGUCAACGAGCGCUACUGGGCGGACAAUGAGUACUGUGCGUCCUACGUAAAGAAUGUGUGCGCCGCUUUCAAAACACGCACUCCUCACAUAAGCCUACUGCGCUGGGACGUGAGCACGGCCAUACCAUCGGCUCACAGGGACAGUGUCACUAUCGACGACGACUCUGGAGAUAAUUCGACGCAAAGUCUAGAUGCCAGCCCCUUAAAUUCCGAGCUCGAGCCGGUGCCAGACUCAAUUGGCGCCGUCAAGCCUCGAUUCAGCGACGACACUGUCCAGAAGCAUGUCAGCGAGGCGAUUCGGGACCAGUUAAACAAGCGCCAGCAGCAGGAUAAUUACACAAGGAACUUCUUGAAGUUCCUCUGUGCCACUUCAGGCAUAGCCGAGGUUCGCUGUCUGAGUAUUUCCCGCCUGGAGCUGUGGAUACACAAUGGCAAGCUCGUGAAAUUCGCACAGCAACUGCUCUCGUACAUCUGCUUCAACAUCAAGGGGCGCAACACUCAGGAUAACGAAGUACUUUUGGUGCUGGUGAAAAUGCGUCUGAAAACCAAGCCCCUGAUCAAUCACUACAUGUCGUGCCUGAAGGAAAUGAUCUACUUGCAGCCAGAUAUAUUGGGCACUGUCAUGAAGCUAGUGGUUCAAAACGAGCUCUCGAACACAAGGAAUCCCAACAAUAUGGGAAUGCUGGCCACAAUGUUUCAAACAUCUGCGGACCAAUCGGCUGCAAAUCUUGCUGAAAUUUAUCAGGAAUUUCUACUACAACGGGACGAUUGCCUGAGGACAUUGCGUGUGUUUCUACGAGAGCUUGUGCGUAUGCUACGCUUCGACGUGAAUCUCGUUAGGUUCUGCAAAACAUUUCUAAGCGAAAGAGAGGACCUCACUCCGCAGAUCGAACAGUUUGAGUUCAAGGAGCGCAUAUUCCAUUCAAUGGUGGACAUUGUCUGCCUCUGCAUGUUCCUUUCGGCAACACCGCAGGCGCGUGAGGCCAGCCUUUCGCUGAAGAACAAUCGCGAUGUGAAAAAUAACCAAGCCCUGCUCAAGCUGUACAACCAAAUGGGACAGAUACAACUGGACACGGUCUCGUGGAUGUACGAAACAGUGCCGAACGUGUUCAAAAUUACGGGCAUUGAGUACCACCAGGCUCUGCAUAAGCUGCUCCUGCUGGACACUCCCGAGCAGUAUUCACGGUGCGAUCAGUGGCCCUCGGAGCCAGAGAGAGUGGCCAUAUUGAGGAUCAUCUCAGAGACACCCAUUCACGAGGAGACCCUGCUGCGCAUCAUUUUGAUUGGAAUCACCAAAGACAUACCCUUUACGAUUGCCAACACUUUUGACAUAUUGUUUCUGGUUAUCAAGCGAGUCUCUGGGAUGAAGACCAGCAAUAUUCCCGCCGUGCAGGCCAAUAAGUUUGACAUAAUAGACUUUCUGUUCAAUAUGUCCGAGUACCACCAUCCGGAAAAUAUUCGUCUGCCCUCGGACUACGAGCCCCCGAAGCUGGCCAUCAUUGCCUUCUACUGGAAGACCUGGCUGAUUCUGCUCAUGAUAUCCGCCCACAAUCCCUCGACAUUCGGGGCCUUCUGCUGGGAUCACUAUCCCACGAUGAAAAUGCUGAUUGAGAUAUGCAUCACGAGCCAGUUUGUGAAUACCGCAGCCAGCAAGGACGAGUUGCAGAUAAUGACUGUGGAAAGAGACCAUAUACUGCAGUUUGAAACAUAUUUGGCCGCCCAAACGUCUCCGAAUGCAGUCAUCACGGAAGAGAAUGCGAUUCUGAUUACCCAGUUAAUGCUGAUGGCCCCGCUGGGUGCACCGCGCAAGGUGCCGUCUAUGGUCUUGGAUCAAAUGAAGUUCCUCAAUCAAACCUACAAGCUGGGCCAUUUGUUCUGCCGUUGUCGCAAGCCCGACCUCCUGCUGGACAUAAUACAAAGGCAGGGAACCACCCAAUCGAUGCCGUGGCUGUCGGACUUGGUGCAGAAUAGCGAGGGCGACUUUAGUCACCUGCCCGUGCAGUGCCUGUGCGAGUUCCUGCUCUUCAAUGCCGUUAAUAUUAACGAGGAGAACAGCCGGGAUGCCGAACUGGUGAAUUUCCUGCGCAAUUUGACAUUUGACGCUAGCCUAAACCAUCAGAUCGUGUGCGAGCUAUUGGAUUAUAUAUUUAGGCGCCUCUCGUCCACUGUGAAGCAGUCGCGUGUGGCAGCUCUUUCUGGCCUCAACAUCAUCUUCAGGCACUCGGAUGACUACGAGCACGAAUGGCUCCUAAAAUCGAUUCAGCAGAUACCGCACUUCUUCGAGGUGAAGCCGUUCAUAAUUCCCCAGCUGCGAGCUGCCUGCCAGGUGGAGAAUUGCCCAGAGCUGAUCAUGGCCUACAUUCAGUUCAUUACGGCUCACACGAUGGGCGAUCCCGUGAACGAAAUGCUCGACCAUGUCAUCGAUAUGGCGCAGCUGAUUGUGGAGCGCAGCACCAUGUUCCAGCACAUCAUCAUAUCCCAGGAGGACUAUGACUAUGCGCCAGACGACACCCGCAUCCAGACACUCAAGUGUCUCUUUGUGAUGUUCAACAACUACAUCAUCAAGCUGAGGGAGUAUCACGAGCCAUACGAGUGGACCGAGUACCCGGAUCUCCUCAUGGUGCAGUUCGAUGAUGGCGUGCAGCUCCCUCUGCACAUCAACAUCAUUCACGCCUUUAUCAUAUUGCUCACGUACUCGAACAACAACAUGCCAGAGUCCAUACCGAUUCUGGAUUACUGGUUUCCGCCCGGACGACCGGCGCCCGUCGCCUUUCUGCCGAGUAUGCCACAGGAGCAGGUACAGCUGCUGCCCGACUGGCUGAAGCUGAAAAUGAUCCGAUCCUCGGUGGACAGGCUGAUCGAGGCCGCACUGCAUGACCUGACGCCCGACCAGAUUGUGCUCUUUGUGCAGAACUUUGGCACCCCCGUCAACUCCAUGUCCAAGCUGCUGGCCAUGCUGGACACGGCAGUGCUCGAGCAGUUUGACUUGGUCAAAAAUGCCAUACUCAACAAGGCGUAUCUGGCGCAACUGAUUGAGAUUCAGCAGGCUCGCGGUGCAAAGAACGGACACUAUACGGUCCAAGCGCUCGACCUGCAUUCCCAUUCACAGACGGUGCCCGAUCUGCCCAGACUCAGUGUCAUUAUUCAGGAGAAUAUUGAUAUUGGGGACUAUGAGGCCACUGAUGCCAGCAGCAGCAGCAACAACAACUCAACCAAACAGUUGGUUCAAAGGGUACUCACGCAGCCAGAUCAGGAUUGGAUUUCACGCACCGAUUGCCGGGCAUUGAUCCAUCAUCUGCUGGACAUUGUGAUAAGUUCACAUAGAAGCAGCAGCAGCAACGAUCUGCUGGCCGCUGUAACCGAAGUGGUGGCCAAGCUGCCCCCCGAUCGUAGCGUGGAUUUUGAAAGGGCCAUCAUUAUGAGUCAACAUGCCAGCACCCUGCUGAGGGCAUUCUUCAGCUGCAUGCUGCACCGCGACAGCUAUCGCAUUCUGGAGAAAAGCCUACAAAAGAAUUUCAAAAUAUUCAAGCACAAUUUUAGCUUGGAUUUGAGCCUGCUGCAGAGCACCGAGCUGUAUCACGAUAGCCUGGUGUUUAUGCUGCGAAACUCUCGGGACAUUUACUUCCAACAAUUGAAGGGGAACAGUGCCUUGUUGGCCAGAAAGAAGAUCGUUAGGGACAUCAUCAAGAGCUUCGAUGCGCCCAAGAAGGGGAUCAUCAGCAGAGGGAAUAGUUGCCACAAUGAUCAGAUCUUUCACAAUGGACUGUUCAUCGAUUGGCUAUCGGAAGUAGAUCCCGAAAUAGUGUCCACCCAGCUGCUGAAGGAGAAGUUCCUGUUCUCCAAGUCGUGCAGUGAGUUUCGAUUCUAUCUGCUGUCGCUGAUAAACCACCAAACCAACUGGGACACCAUCGAAAGGAUAGCAGAGUUCUUGUUCAGGGAGUUCCGGGCAGACUACGAUUAUAGCACGGUACUUAACUAUUUCGAGGCACUCACCACAAAUCCGAAGCUGUGGAAGGGCAGGGAGAAAUCCUCCUCGAAGAACGCUCGCCCCGAUCCCUUUUUCCUGCUCAAAGACUCAGAGCUCGAGCCAUUCACACACUUUAUGCUGCACGAGGGAGUAUCUGAGAUAAAGGUGGACAGCAGAGGCUACGACUUCAAGCUAUGCUCCAGAAUGCAGCUGCUGUUCAAGCUGACAGAGAAGCGGAGGGACAUGAUGGUCAAGGUUAUGGACUAUGUGGAGGAGAGCUCGGUGUCCGAUUAUCUGAAACUGCAGGUCCAGCAACAGAUGUACAUCAUGUAUCCGCGCAUCAAGUUUCUGAGGCCCAGCAAGGAUGGCGAAAGAUCCUAUAAACUACAGACCCUGAAGGGCUGUCAGGCAGACAAUGUCUCGAAUAAUUUGAUCACGUGCUUGGGCAGCCUGGUGGGAAAGAAAGACUUUGAAACCUUAUCGACUGACACGGAACUGCUUUUACGGAAACUGGCCGCAUCCCAUCCGCUGCUGUUUCUGCGCCAGUUGAGCGUACUCUCCUCCAUAAUGCAGGGCCGGGCACAGAUCACCAUGAAGGCGCUUCGCGAGGAGCAUCACUUCCAUCGUUUCGUGCAGAUCCUUAGGACCUUGGAGCUUCUGCAGCCGACUAUAUUCGAGGAAACGUACAAGACAGAAAUCCAGACCACGCUCUCCUGCUAUUUCAACUUCUUCAAGCACCACAGCUCGGUCAAGGAGGCCUUCCAGAUGCUCAGCAAGUUUGUGCAGGUGCUGCAGGCAUACAUCAACUAUAACCCGUCCAGUGCCUUGCUGUUCAUCGAGCAGUACGUGGGCAUCUUGAUGGAGCUGGCCGCCAAGUACACUUCGUUGGGAAAGCUGCAGGUCCUCGUCCAGGCGGUGGCCCUGCUCCAGCACAAGUCGAACUUCACCUCGGAGCUGGACGAUGAGGAGGUUCGGUCCGAGUACGAGCUAGACGAGCACUUUGAUGUGAAGCCAUUGGCCAGCAAGCCAGUGGUAGCCGAGGUUGAGCCUUUGGAGGGCAGCGCGAGCGCAGUCCCGGCGACAGACGUUGUGGGUGCCCGCGGACCCUCUUCGGUGCUGACCCUGAGCUCGUACAGUAGAUCGAACUACACGGACAUAUCGCCGCAUUUUCUUGACCUGAUCAAGAUCAUUAAGCAGUCCAACACCGAGGAUGUGGUUCUGGGGCCCAUGCAGGAGCUGGAAUGCCUCACAUCCAAAAGGUUUGUGUUCAUUAACGAACUGUUCGAGCGGCUGCUCAACCUGAUAUUCUCGCCGAGUGCCCAGAUUCGAUCGAUUGCCUUCAUAAUCCUGAUUAGACACCUGAAGCACAACCCGGGCAACUCGGAUAUCAAUGUGUGCACCCUAAACGCCUACAUACAGUGCCUCCGGGACGAGAAUUCGUCGGUGGCAGCGACAGCGAUUGACAAUCUGCCAGAGAUGUCGGUGCUACUGCAGGAGCAUGCCAUUGAAAUCUUAUCGGUUGCAUUCUCCCUAGGCCUCAAGUCGUCCCUGAACACCUGCCCGCCCAUCCGGAAGGUUCUGCAGACAUUAGUGAUUCAGCAUGGCUAUUAAAUGUCCAUUGGCAGUAGUUCUAAGUUCUAAUCGGUGAAAACGUAUUGUAAAGAUAGCCUUAUCGAGUGUUUUAGUUGCUUAGCCUGGCCUCCAGGGGGCGGCAAACAAAUAAAUUAUAAGUUAUA